AUGGCAUCUUCAAGUGCUCGAUAUCAAAACACCGGGCCAGUUGACUGUUCAACACCGGUUGACGCGUCAAGCCUGAGUGGCAAGACAGCAAUCGUCACUGGCGGCAGUAACGGCAUAGGAGCUACAUAUACACACGUCCUUGUAAAUGCCGGAAAAGUUCACUACUCAAAAUGUGACGUUACCAAGUGGGCAGAUCAAGCCGCUCUGUUCAAGUCGGCGACUGCAAAGUCACCAUCGGGCAACAUCGACAUUGUGGUGGUGAACGCUGGCAUCAGUGGCCAAGAUCCCGUCUUUCUUAACCCAACAGAAGGAGGCGAGCCCGAGGAACCGGACCUCAAGAUUUUGAACGUGAACUUGAUUGGAGCAACAUACACGGUGAAACUGGCCUUGCAUUAUUUUGAAGCACAGGCUGCACGAGACCCGUCGUCUGUGACCUCGCUGGUCCUUCAGGGUAGCCUGGCAGGCUACGUUAACCAACCAGGCACUCCCCAAUAUAAUGCAUCCAAAUAUGGGUUGCGGGGCAUGUUGGGCUCCCUCAGACAGACAAGCUUGAUUCAUGGCACAAGAGUCAACUAUAUUGCUCCUUGGUACAUCAAGACCGACAUCAUCAACGACGCCGCUCUUGAACGCAUCACUUCCAAGGGAGUGGUGUUGGCAGAAAUUGGCGAUGCCGGCGAGGCAUUACUGAGAAUCGUCAGCAACCAAAGCAUUCAUGGGCGUGCAAUUGCAAUCGUCCCUCGAAUAUGGGCUCCUCGUGGUCACUUGGACGUGAACCACGACGAUUACCCAGAGGAUGAUUUCAUUCACGAGUGGCAACACCUCGUGCUCAAGACAAGCCAUCGAUUGGUAGGUGCUUCACUGAUACCAUAA
Molecule: messenger RNA, 870 nt
Organism: Exophiala mesophila
Lineage: Eukaryota; Fungi; Ascomycota; Eurotiomycetes; Chaetothyriales; Herpotrichiellaceae
Exons: 7
Coding region: 1-870 (289 amino acids)
Molecular function (GO): oxidoreductase activity
Source: RefSeq, a predicted model, not a curated record